CAGCUCGGAAAUCAAAGAACAUUUGACACGCAGUGUUGCUACAUUCGUUGUUGUGACUGUGAAGAACGUAGAAGUACAACUCGCAAAAUCAACCAAAAUGAAGCUGCUAAAUAAUUUGCUUCUGAAACGCACCUCGACGUAUCUUGUGGGAAUAGCUGGAUGUGUGUUUUUCUUUGAACGCGGUUUCGACAUGAUUACCGAUGCUGUGUUCGAAUCUCACAACAAAGGCAAAUUGUGGAACGAUAUCAAGCAGAAGUACGAGCAAUAACUAAUCUACAAGACGCCUGUUGCAGUUACAAUUUAUUCGAAAUAAAAUGUAGCUCACUAAAAAUCUAA
Anopheles coustani is the source of this 336-nucleotide messenger RNA. RefSeq names its product cytochrome b-c1 complex subunit 9 (gene ox). Gene Ontology annotation, biological process: mitochondrial electron transport, ubiquinol to cytochrome c. Bases 98 to 268 code for a protein of 56 amino acids. NCBI's taxonomy places the organism in Eukaryota, Metazoa, Arthropoda, Insecta, Diptera, Culicidae. The record is from RefSeq and is a predicted model, not a curated record. The transcript is spliced from 2 exons.